CACAAUCUUUCUCUUUCUCUGUCAUUCUGAAGAUCUUUUUCUCUUCAAAUCUUUGUUGGUGAUUAAAAGAAAAAGCCAAAAAAAUGUUGCUUACACUAUUAAAAUCUCUCAUCGUGAUAUUCGUGACUUUGAUAUUGAGAGUCCUAUACGACACCAUAUCGUGCUACUGGCUAACACCUAGGCGAAUCAAGAAGAUCAUGGCACGGCAAGGCGUAACCGGUCCUAAACCACGCCCGUUAACCGGAAACAUCCUCGAAAUCUCGGCCAUGGUUUCAAAAUCCGUUUCUAAGGAUUGUGAUUCUAUUCACCAUGACAUCGUUGGCCGCCUUCUCCCGCAUUACGUCUCUUGGUCGAAACAAUACGGGAAGAGAUUUAUUGUGUGGAACGGGACUGAUCCUAGGCUUUGCCUAACGGAGACGGAAUUGAUAAAGGAGUUGCUGAUGAAACAUAAUGGCGGCUACGCAAGGCACAUGGUGGAGUGCACGAGCAGGCUAGUGGAAAGGUUGAGAAAAGAAGUUGGAGGAGGAGGAGGAGGUGAGGUUGAGAUAGGGGAGGAGAUGCAUCAGCUCACGGCGGAUAUUAUAUCGAGGACGGAGUUUGGAAGUAGCUUUGAGAAAGGCAAAGAGCUUUUCAACCACCUCACCGUCCUCCAACGCUGUUGCGCUCAAGCCACCCGCCACCUCUGUUUUCCAGGCAGCCGGUUUGUUCCGAGUAAGUACAACAGAGAGAUAAAGUCUCUUAAAAAGGAAGUGGAGCGUUUGUUGAUAGAGAUCAUACAAAGCCGACGAGAUUGCGCUGAGAUUGGCCGGAGCAGUUCUCACGGUGAUGACCUUCUUGGCCUUCUCUUGAAUGAAAUGGAUAGCCACAAGAACAAUAAUAAGGACAACAACAAUCUUCAGUUGAUAAUGGAUGAGUGCAAAACGUUCUUCUUUGCUGGUCAUGAGACUACCGCAUUGCUCCUCACAUGGACAAUGAUGCUCCUCGCCGAUAACCCCACGUGGCAGGAAAAAGUUCGUGAUGAGGUCAGAGAGGUAUGUGGCUGCGACGGUCUUCCCUCGGUUGAUCAACUAUCCAAGCUUACCUCGUUAAACAAAGUGAUAAACGAGUCGCUAAGACUUUACCCUCCAGCCACUCUUCUACCAAGGAUGGCAUUUGAAGAUAUACAACUAGGUGAUCUAACUAUUCCCAAAGGCUUAUCAAUAUGGAUACCGGUUCUUGCAAUCCAUCACAGCGAAGACUUAUGGGGUAAAGAUGCAAAUGAAUUCAACCCCGAACGCUUUGGAGGCAGACCAUUCGCGCCUGGCCGACAUUUCAUUCCAUUUGCAGCCGGUCCAAGAAACUGCAUCGGACAAUCAUUUGCUAUGAUGGAAGCAAAAAUAAUAUUAGCAACGCUAAUUUCGAAGUUUAACUUCACCAUAUCAAAGAAUUAUAGACAUGCACCAAUCGUUGUGCUUACUAUAAAACCUAAGUAUGGAGUUCAAAUGAUUAUGAAGCCAUUGGAUUCAUGAAGAUUUUGGGAUUAAAUGAGUUAUUUGGUUGACUAAACAUUUUUGAAAGGAAGAUUUUGGGGUUGGUGAAUUUUGAGUUACAUGAGGGAUUUUAAUUGGAAUAAGUGUUGUACAAAUAUGUAUGAGGGAAACUUAUGUUUCUUAGAAUUUUCGAAAAUAAACAUGUUAGUAAAAGCUUUUAUAUGAUAGAAAAACGAUAUUGAUGAACUUUUCCAAACUCUAGCAAUAUACCCAAAAGAUGGUGUUCUAGUGGUAAUACAAUGAUAUUGGUUUUCU
This is a messenger RNA of Thlaspi arvense, 1784 nucleotides long. The record is from the annotation of a GenBank genome assembly. NCBI's taxonomy places the organism in Eukaryota, Viridiplantae, Streptophyta, Magnoliopsida, Brassicales, Brassicaceae.